Molecule: messenger RNA, 1977 nt
Organism: Centruroides sculpturatus (bark scorpion)
Lineage: Eukaryota; Metazoa; Arthropoda; Arachnida; Scorpiones; Buthidae
Product: galactosylgalactosylxylosylprotein 3-beta-glucuronosyltransferase I-like
Exons: 1
Coding region: 62-1054 (330 amino acids)
Biological process (GO): carbohydrate metabolic process; chondroitin sulfate proteoglycan biosynthetic process
Cellular component (GO): Golgi membrane
Molecular function (GO): galactosylgalactosylxylosylprotein 3-beta-glucuronosyltransferase activity
Source: RefSeq, a predicted model, not a curated record
GUCAUCGUUGGUAAUGUGACGUAGAGGUAAACAAGAUGGCAGCGCACAGUGAGUAGCGAGUAUGAAACUGAGGAAUUUCACUCAAGUACGUCGAAUUUUAGUGUUAAUAUUCGUAUUUAUUGUGAUUCUUUGGUUAAUAAUCCAACACGAGUAUGUCUCGAAUUGUUUAAAUGCGACAGAUUCGAAAUCUUGCGAGAAGAUUCGUUUAAAUGAACUUUAUAUGGCCAUACGUCGAGCUGAUGUCGAUUCACGUUGUUAUAAUGAAGUUAAUAAGUUACAGUCGGAGCUACUGAAUGGUCCGGAUGUUACUUUAUACAUAAUUACACCGACAUAUCCUAGAUUAGUUCAAAAAGCUGAGCUUACGAGGCUAUCAUACUGCUUUAAAUUAGUACCAAGUGUUCAUUGGAUAGUGGUAGAAGACAAUGAAGUCAAAACAGAAUUAGUUACCAAGUUGUUGCAGAAUACUUUAAUUCCCUACACACAUUUAAAUAUAAAGACACCGGCUGAAUUUAAAAUGAAAGAAACAGAUCCAAACUGGUUAAAACCCAGAGGAGUCUUGCAGAGAAAUCUUGGUUUAGAGUGGAUUCGAAGUAAACUGAUUCUAGAAAAGGAUAAAGGUGUGGUAUAUUUUGCCGAUGAUGAUAAUACUUAUGAUCUAGAACUGUUCGAAGAGAUGAGAACCACGAGAAAAGUUUCCGUGUGGCCGGUUGGCCUGGUGGGAGGAUUGAUUGUAGAAAAACCUCUGGUUAGCGACGGGAAAGUCGUAGGUUGGAAUACUCUGUGGAAAAAAGAGAGACCGUUUCCGAUCGACAUGGCCGGAUUUGCCGUCAAUCUAGAAUUAAUUCUUCGGUAUCCGGAUGCUCGGUUCGAUCUCUCGGUUCCUCGGGGUUAUCAAGAAAGUCAUCUGUUGAAGCGUAUUGUUACCGUCGAAGAAUUGGAACCCAAAGCGGAUAAUUGUACGAAGGUUUUAGUGUGGCAUACAAGGACGGAACAACCGAAAUUAAAACAAGAGAAAAAGUUAAAAAUACCAAGCAAUUUAAAUAUUGAAGUUUAAAAAUAUAUUUUUAUAUGAUAUUUUUAUACUUAUAAUGUGUGCAAUAAAAUUUCUGAAGCUUUUUAUAUUUAUGUAAAAAAAAUAACAUUUGUUGGUUUUAAUAAGGCAUGUUAUUUUCGAAUAGAUUUAUAAAAACAAUUAAAUACUUUAACGUAAUUUAGAUGCUCUUUUGAGAAGAUAAUAUAAAAUUAGAUACUGCAAAAAACAUAUUUCUAUAAUGUUGAUUGUUAAUAUUUUUUAUUUUUAACAUUUUGUUUCUAUUAUAUUACAUAUCAUAGAAUAUAUAUAAAUUAUUUAAUUUACAUAUACAGGUAUUUGUUGCUUAAUGAUGGGAAUACAUUAAGCAAACUACUUACAAGUUAGACAAACCAAUAUGAUAUAGUCAGUAUGCUACAACAUACUGAGUUGUCUACUAUAUAUUUUUAAUAUAUAGUACAGUACUACUUACUUGCAUGGACUAUAUGUAACAUAAUGAUAAGAAUUUUAUGUAUAUAACAUAAUUAAACAGGAAAGGUGCAGGUGAUUACAAAACUUUUCACUCCAUUAUAAUCUUAUGGGUCCUCUAUUGUACAUGCAGUUCCUCAUUAAGCACUAUAUACCUGUAUGUAAAUUAGAUAGGAAAUGUUUUCAAAAUUAUUGGCAGAUUGCUUCUCUUUUGAGUUCCAUAACAUCUAAAGUUUACUUCUUAAUGGCAUUAAAUUUAUUUUAUGUAUAAUGUUUCCAAACAUUUAAAAAUAAUCAUUUUAAAUAUAAAUAAAUUUAUUAUUAUUAUUUAUUAUCUUGACUGUUAAUUAAAUUUAAAGUGAAUUGAAACUACAUGCCAAUUUUUAGGUUACCAAAACAUUCUUUUUAAACCUUAAAAAACAUACAGAAACUGCCAUGAAGCAUGAUUAGAUCAAUUUUUUCAAAUUACCACUGUUUUA